AUUUUCGUAAGCUGCGACAUUUGGAAGCUGAUCCCGUUGAAAUAGCGUCGGGAUGCUAGUGUGUUAAACGCUUUCCACCCGGGUGGACCAAUGUGUUAUUUGGCAGCAUGUGCGUUUUGAUGUACGAGGUGGAACUUUGCGACGGUGGUUGAAGGAUCGGAUGGUUUUGCGAAAAUUAAUAGAACGUUUGUUCUAUACGUGCCAAAUAAUCUGUGAAGCUAAUCAAGUGCAAUAUCAAUAAGUGCACAUUCGUGAAUUGAACUGUGUGCAAAACAAGUGUAAAUAUGGAAUCAAGUAAAUCGUUUUUUAUUCGGGAUUUAUUAGGUGAUCUUAUUUCUGGCAGACAAACAUCUGAUUCACAGCAGGGAGGCCUCACGUCGGAAACCGACGAGGACGACAACAGUGACAUCGACAUCGAGGACCGCUCUUCCCCGGAAUCUUUGCUCUAUUCGCAACCGCAUCAUUCUCAACAGCAUCCGCAAUUGACUUCUAUCGGCGGUGGAAGCGCUGGUUCGCUUCUAGCCGCAAACCGCCUCCAUCAGGGAAUGAUUUCAUCCAGCGGAUCGAUUAGUGCCGAUGCGCCAAAUGGCCUUAUCAUCAAAGCCGGCAGGAAACCACGGCGGCGGCGAACGGCUUUCACCCAUGCCCAACUGGCGUACUUGGAGCGGAAAUUUCGUUGUCAGAAAUAUUUAUCCGUUGCAGACAGAAGUGAUGUGGCUGACGCUCUCAAUUUAUCAGAAACCCAAGUUAAAACUUGGUACCAGAACAGAAGGACCAAAUGGAAAAGGCAGAAUCAACUCCGAUUGGAACAGCUACGGCAUCAAGCCACACUGGAAAAAGAAUUGAUCAACAACCAAGAACCGUCGGCGAGUUCCAUCCAAUGCUGUCCAACCUCGUUAUCAUCGUUCAGCCAAAAUCCGUGCAAUUUUCUCACGUCGGCUGCAGCAGCGGCAAUUUUCCGUAACGUAUCCUACGCACAUGGUUGUCCCCUAUAAUUUGAUUCCCCGGGAAAACCCUCCCAAAUUACACCCCCUAAAUGAAAUGUUAUGACUGAUUUUCGAUACACCGCAGAUUAGAACAACUCGUCAUGUGUUUUGGUGUAAUUUAUGUGUAUAGGACGAUAAAUUGUAAAUAGCUGGGUGUUUGUUACGAUGGCUUAUAAUGAUAAUAAACCUGUAAUGAUCAGGAAAUACAAAACUCCACAAACAAGCUUCCUCCCCGGUGAGAACGCUGUUUUAGCAAUCAGAGAAAGCCUGCCGGAAACUUGAAUAGCUCAAUUACACCCCCACCGAGACAUCGAAAGCGAAACACCGAGGGUAAGUAUAAUGACAAACAUUAUGCCAAAAACCACCCACAAAACACUUUCCACUUUGAAGUACCUAAUUGAUAUUAUGUUGUCAUCCGGGCGCCUUUUGUGUGACAAAUUGAUACACA
Molecule: messenger RNA, 1434 nt
Organism: Armigeres subalbatus
Lineage: Eukaryota; Metazoa; Arthropoda; Insecta; Diptera; Culicidae
Product: barH-like 1 homeobox protein
Exons: 4
Coding region: 285-995 (236 amino acids)
Biological process (GO): animal organ development; regulation of transcription by RNA polymerase II
Cellular component (GO): nucleus
Molecular function (GO): RNA polymerase II cis-regulatory region sequence-specific DNA binding; DNA-binding transcription factor activity, RNA polymerase II-specific
Source: RefSeq, a predicted model, not a curated record